This is a messenger RNA of Stylonychia lemnae, 573 nucleotides long. The record is from the annotation of a GenBank genome assembly. Lineage: Eukaryota; Ciliophora; Spirotrichea; Sporadotrichida; Oxytrichidae.
AUGAUUAUAAUUGACAUUGAUUAGUCUGGAAAUAUAGAUAAAUCAUCAGCUAAUUUGAGAAUAAAACUGAAGUCUACUAAGAAAUAUAGAGUAUAAGGUGUGGAAGAUGUUUAUAAGUCUAUCUCCUUGUUUUUGGCAAUCAUGGGUAUUAUGGCUGAUUUACUUGUGAUUUAUAUUUUGACUGUCAAGACAAGAUAAGCAUCAAGAGGAUCAUAUCAGCAUCAUAUUGUUUAAGAUCUUGGUCCAGUAGAACUAUUGUACAUAACUUUGGUGGCGAUUGCUGGAUAUGCCCUUAUACAUUUUACAAUAAAUGUAAUCAUAAUGUUUUAAUGCUUCCAAGCCAAUAUUUAUGGACCAAAUGCUCUUAAAAUGACUAAUGCCAUCAUCUGGAACUCUUCGCUAGUUCUAGGAAGUAUUUAUCUGCUAGUUGCAGCACCCUUGUCAAUGUUUUAUUGCUACUAUGUGACUGAUAUUUUAACUAUUCUCACUAUAGUUGGCGUAUUUAUUCUUUUCCUGUUCAAUACUGGAUCAGCAUUUUUCUUCAAUUUAUAUGCUCUUGAACUAAGAAAAUGA